CCCAAACAAUCAGUUGACAUAUAUAAAAAAGUUAAUCAAAUCUAGUAAUGAGAAAAAGAAACGAACCGUCCCUUUCUCCACUUAAGUAGUUUAAUUGGUUCUGUGAAGGAAGAUAAAUUCGCUGUACCUCUCUCUCUCUUCCCGUUUUCAUUUUUGUGUUCUCUGGCGGCCGAUCCCGUCGCUACCUUUUAAGAUAUUUUUUUUACAUGAACCUGAAAUUGAAAUCAGGAAUAUAUUUCGGGAUUAUUUGCUGAAAUUUCUCAUUUCUAGAUCGAAAAAGAGAAAGCGGAUAAUUCGUUUUCGUUUGAUUCCUGCCAAACAAAUCCUAGGGUGCCUUUAUUUAUCUACCAAAAGAAUGUCCAAUUAUCAAGGAGAUGAUGCUGAGUACAUGGAAGACGUAGAUGAUGAGAUGGAAGAUGUUGAAGAUGAUAUGGAUGACGAGUUUCGUGGCGAUGAUCUUGGUGCUUCUGAUUCUGAUGUUGAAGAAUUUGACUACUCGAAUAAUAAAGUAGCUGAUACCUCGGCUGAGCAAGCUCGGAAAGGGAAAGAUAUCCAGGGGAUUCCGUGGGACAGACUUAGUAUUUCUAGAGAGAAAUACAGACAAACUAGAUUAGAACAGUAUAAGAAUUAUGAAAAUGUCCCUAAUUCUGGGGAAUCAUCAGAAAAAGUUUGCAAAGUCACACAGAAAGGGGGACUAUUUUAUGACUUCUGGCGGAAUUCACGAUCUAUCAAGUCUACUAUACUACAUUUCCAGCUGAGGAACUUGGUGUGGGCAACUUCUAAGCAUGACGUGUAUCUUAUGUCAAAUUUCCUGGUUACACAUUAUUCUUCUCUAACAUCCGGAAAGCAUGAAGUUCUCAAUGUUCGUGGUCAUGUUGCACCAUCCGAGAAACAUCCUGGAAGUUUACUUGAAGGAUUUACGCAGACUCAAGUAAGUACACUUGCAGUAAAAGAUGACUUUCUAGUUGCGGGCGGGUUUCAAGGAGAACUUAUUUGCAAGCAUCUUGAUAGACCGGGUGUCAGCUUUUGCUCUCGUACGACUUAUGAUGAUAAUGCUAUAACCAAUGCUAUUGAGAUCUACAACAAACCUAGUGGUGCACUUCAUUUUACUGCCUCGAAUAAUGACUGUGGAGUUAGAGACUUUGACAUGGAGAGAUACCAGCUUGUUAAGCAUUUCCGUUUUCCUUGGCCAGUGAAUCACGCAUCUUUGAGUCCUGAUGGUAAAUUACUGGCUAUUGUUGGAGACAACCCGGAGGGCCUUAUAGUAGACCCCAACACAGGAAAGACAUUGGAAACUCUAUCAGGACAUUUGGACUUUUCCUUUGCCUCUGCGUGGCAUCCAGAUGGGGUCACUUUCUCAACAGGAAACCAGGACAAGACUUGCCGUGUAUGGGACAUCCGUAACCUAUCUCAGUCUGUUGCUGUCUUGAAGGGUAACCUAGGAGCAAUCCGGUCAAUCCGCUACACAUCAGAUGGAAAAUACAUGGCCAUGGCUGAACCGGCGGACUUUGUCCAUGUCUAUGAUGUCUCAAACGGGUAUGAAACAGAGCAGGAAAUCGACUUCUUUGGGGAGAUCUCUGGAAUAUCUUUCAGCCCUGACACAGAGGCGCUAUUUAUUGGGGUAUGGGAUCGCACUUAUGGUAGCCUCCUUGAGUUUGGUCGGCGCAGGAACUAUUCCUACCUUGACUCGUAUCUUUAAACAAGAAGAGAAGUAUACACAACCCUGUCCAAGGAAUAAAAGAGAGCUCAUUCAGCAACCAGUGAACAUGACAGAAGCAAAGCAUAGAUAUAAUGGAUAUCUUAAAGGUGUAAAUGAUGUGUUGUGCAAAUGCAAGUUAGUUAGUGUCUUUUGUUUCCUUCUCCGCCUGGUGUGUUGUGUUCCUUAUUUCUGGUCUCAAUCUCGGUUCAAGAUGUGUACAGAAAGGGCUGGUUCAGUGGUGGCGCAGACUGGAUUAGGACUUGAUGGUGGCGCUGCAGCUGGACCGGGAUUUGAAGUCGGUGUGGGAUCCGAGGAUGGUUCUGUUUGGUAGCUUGUGAGUCUUUUCUUUUUGUACCUUGUACUUGUGGUUGUUGUAGGAACUCGAGUGUUUAGAUCCUGUUCUGAGUUUAGAAUGUGGAGAUGCUUAACUAAACUAAAAUAAAUUAAUAAUAGUCCCUUAUUCGUUAUAAUUC
Molecule: messenger RNA, 2172 nt
Organism: Arabidopsis lyrata subsp. lyrata
Lineage: Eukaryota; Viridiplantae; Streptophyta; Magnoliopsida; Brassicales; Brassicaceae
Exons: 10
Coding region: 356-1699 (447 amino acids)
Molecular function (GO): protein binding
Source: RefSeq, a predicted model, not a curated record